Molecule: messenger RNA, 1017 nt
Organism: Closterium sp. Yama58-4
Lineage: Eukaryota; Viridiplantae; Streptophyta; Zygnematophyceae; Desmidiales; Closteriaceae
Source: the annotation of a GenBank genome assembly
AUGUUGCGGAGAAACAUGUUCGGAUUCGAUAUAAACAAGCGAGGUUCCCCAGCUGGAGAAAUCAAGAUACCCGAGACGCAGGGGCUGGUGGUGGCGCUCGUGUACCUGGUGGUAACCAUCCUCUUCCAGCACUUCUACUUCACGCCUGACUCGCCUUGGCUGCUCGAGUACAACGCGGCGCUGGCGUGCAUCUGCUACAUGGCCUUCCUGGGCUUCAUCGACGAUGUGCUCGACAUCCCCUGGCGCGUCAAGCUCGUUCUCCCGUCUAUAGCGGCCCUGCCUCUGCUGAUGGCCUAUUCAGGCCACACCACCAUCGUCAUCCCGAAGCCGCUGCGGCCGCUGGUGGCAGGGCUGGCAGGCGAGGAGGUGGCGGUGUGGGACUUGGGCGUGCUGUACAAGGUCUACAUGGGCAUGCUCGUCGUCUUCUGCUCCAACUCCAUCAACAUUCUCGCGGGAGUGAACGGGCUGGAAGCUGGGCAGACUGCUGUGAUCGCUGCUGCGGUGCUGCUGUUCAACAUAUGGCAGAUAGGCGAGCUGCCAGGCUUUAAGCUGCCACUGCAGCCGGACAUGCAACAGGCGCACCUCUUCUCCAUCUACCUCAUCCUCCCUCUGCUUGCAUGCACACUCGCUCUCCUCGUCUUCAACUGGUAUCCCUCGCAGGUCUUCGUGGGUGACACCUUCACCUACUUUGCUGGAAUGACACUCGCUGUGGUCGGCAUUCUAGGCCACUUCAGUGAGACUCUUCUGUUGCUCUUCCUCCCUCAGGUCAUCAAUUUCAUCUACUCCCUUCCCCAGCUCUUCAAGUUCGUGCCGUGCCCAAGACAUCGCCUGCCCAAGUUUGACCCGGCCACGCACCGCCUGACGGGCAGCAACGAUCUCAACCUGGUCAACCUCUUCCUGCGCCUCUUCGGCCCGUGCACAGAGGAGCACCUCUGCAUCCGCCUGCUGCUCUUCCAGGUACUCUCUGCUCUCCUUUGCUUCUCUGCCCGCCUUGUCCUUCAAGGGUGGUACAAAUGA